AGGGUAGUUCGGCUCAAGUGUUCUUCAAAGUUGGUUAGGAUUUGUUAAGCCUUUUUUUUGACAUUUGUUGGGGCUAGCUGCAGAUUGGUGAAUUUGUAGCCGCCAUGGGCGAGGAAAGCCCAGCCAUUUGGGAGGUGAUCGGUGGCAAGGACAAGGGUGGCAUCAUGGUGCGCGAAGGACGGGGCUUGCGGAGUAAAGAGUGCUCCGAUCGCUUGGCCGUUGCCUCCUUUGUUGAGGAGCUCGAGCUGGUGGGCGAACGAUUGCACUACAAGCUCAUGGCUGGCUCUGGGCCACAAACUGGCUGGGUGAGUAUCAACAUCGGAGAUAAGACCCUCUUGAAAUGCAUCGUGAAGCCACCCCCGAAGCCACCACUCUUUUGCGCAUGGUACUCUGGAGGCUUCUCCAAAGCAGAUGGCGAGAAGCUUCUACAGCCUUUAAUGGAUGCCAUCCACAUCGCUGGUGUUCAGAAAAGUUCCGUGCUUCAUUUCCCAGAUGCCUAUGACAUGUUUGGUGAUGGAUGGGAAGGCCGUGAACCUUGGUCCAAAUAUGUCGACAAGUUAGUGGAAGAAAUCAAUAAGGUGGCUGAGUCAGAGUCGCAACCGCUCAUACUCUUUGGUCAUAGUCGGGGUGCGUCCCCUGCCAUUUGUGUGGCUAGUCGUCUUGGCGCACGUGUGAAACAAGUUUACAUCGCUGCAUGUGGUGCAAUGCAGGCGGGUGAGCCAACAGCUUGGGAGACCUUAAGCUUGAACUUCAAAAAAGGUGGUGACAGAGAACUCUUGACCUGGUUCUACAGUCUCCAGCCUGACAAUGUGUUCCUAAAGCGUGCUGUUGAAAAAGGAGAUGAUGAAUUUGAAGAACAAGUGCACAGCAGCAAAUUCCUGUCUGAGAUGUUAUCUCUUAUGCGAAGGCAAUAUCGAGAUGCCAUGUAUCCAGACCCAGAUCGCGAUUUCAAGGCAGUUCCAGCCAACAUCACAGCUUUUGCAGUUUUGCAGGAUGAAAGCAGCCAACCUGAACACAUGGAAGGCUGGAAGCUCUUGACCCUGGGGAAGUUUCAAAAUAUAAGCCUCAAUGCCGGCCACAUGGACUGUUUGGCGCCCAAUGAAUCAGGGAAAUGCGAACUCUUUGAGCACCUGCAGCAAGAUUUAAAACAAUAUCUUCCCUGAAAAUA
Cladocopium goreaui is the source of this 1168-nucleotide messenger RNA. Lineage: Eukaryota; Dinophyceae; Suessiales; Symbiodiniaceae. The record is from the annotation of a GenBank genome assembly.